GUUUUGGAAUGGUUGACGUCACCGCGGCCGGGCUCUGGGCGUUGGACUCGCGCUGGAUCUUCAUCACUCAAAGGUUUCCUCCGCGGUGGGGAUUUAAUUCUGCACCGAGCCGAAGGGGUCAGGGUUCUGAGUGGGUUCCGAGCUCACUGACUCGCGCUGCAGCUUUUAACCCGUUUAUGUGUUUCUCCAGUGGAGAGGGGUUUUAGAGUGUAGAGCGCGCGCGGAGCGGGGAGUCUCUUUGUGUGUGUGUGCGCGCGCGCUUCGGGUUCUUUGUUGGAGAGACAGAGGGAGAUAAAGAUAAAGAUGGGAGCGCAGGCAUCUAAAGCGGAGAACCAGGGAGAGGCCGAAGCGGCGGUCGGGUCUCCAUCCAAAGCCAACGGACAGGAGAACGGCCAUGUGAAGGUGAACGGAGACGCAGCGGAGGUGAAGGAGGAGGCGCAGGUGAACGGGAGCGCUGCAGCCGAGGGAGAGCAGGAGGAAAAGAAAGAGGAGGAGGGCGGAGACAAGGCUGAGGCCACGCCCACCGAGAAAGAGGGAGAAGACGGAGAGAAAGAGAAAGUCAAAGCGGAUGAAUCUGUGGCUGUUGCGGCUGCUGAAGAUGAAAAACCUUCCACUAGUGAGGAGACCCCAAAAAAGAAGAAGAAACGCUUUUCCUUCAAAAAGUCCUUCAAGCUGAGUGGCUUCUCCUUCAAGAAAAACAAGAAGGAGACAGGAGACGGAGGAGAACAGGAGGAGAAGAAAACAGAGGCAGAGGAGGAGGAGAAGAAAACAGAGGCAGUGGAGGAGGAGAAGAAAACAGAGGCAGAGAAAGAGGAGAAGAAAACAGAGGGAGAAGCGGAGAAGAAAACAGAGGGAGAAGCAGAGAAGAAAACAGAGGGAGAAGAGGAGGUGAAGAAGGAAGAGGAAGGAGGUGAAGCAGCAGCUGCUGAGGAGCCCAAGGUUGAGGAGGAGAAAAAAGAAACGGAGGUGGAGAAAAAAGAGGAGGAGAAGAUCGAGGUUAAAGAAGAGGAGAAAGUGGAGGAACCAAAGGCAGUAGAGGCAGAGAAAAAAGAGGAGAAAUUGGAGGCGGGGAAUGUGACAGCCGAGAAGGAAGAGAAGCCAGAGGAAGAGCCUGCUGCUUCACCUGAGCAGCAGGAGGUGCUGAGCAAAGACGACGCCCAGGAAGUGACUUCAGCUGAGCAGGAAACGGCACCCACUGAGUCUGAAGCUGGAGCAGCAGAGUAACACACACGCGUGUACACACACACACUCACACACACACACUCACUCACUCACACUCACUCACUCACACACACACACACACACACACACUCACUCACACACUCACUCACACUCACACACUCACUCACACACUCACACACACACACACACACACACACACUCACUCACUCACACACACUCACUCACUCACACUCACUCACACACACACACACUCACUCACUCACUCACACACACACACUCACACACACACACACACACACACUCACACACACACACACACUCACACACACAC
This is a messenger RNA of Hemibagrus wyckioides, 1513 nucleotides long. RefSeq names its product myristoylated alanine-rich C-kinase substrate-like. The record is from RefSeq and is a predicted model, not a curated record. Gene Ontology annotation, biological process: central nervous system development; actin filament organization. NCBI's taxonomy places the organism in Eukaryota, Metazoa, Chordata, Actinopteri, Siluriformes, Bagridae. Bases 304 to 1224 code for a protein of 306 amino acids. The transcript has 2 exons. Gene Ontology annotation, molecular function: calmodulin binding; actin filament binding. Gene Ontology annotation, cellular component: plasma membrane; cytoplasm; actin filament bundle.